AUGGUCGGCCACAACGACCCGAAAACUGGAUGGUGGAUGGGACCCCCCGGAAAUUAUGUUCUUCCUACUCCGAUUCGAAUUGCCGUAUAUUCACUGGCCCCAAACCGACAGAGGCCCUUUGCGGGUGCAUUCAAUGCUGCCAUCUAUAAUACCUUUCGGCGAUGCAAGCAUCAAGUGCUCUACGUUGUUCCUCCCUUUUUAGUCGCCUAUGCGGCGAUGGGUUGGGCAAAUGAAAGGGGAGGCUUGAGCGGGCUGCGCGAGGGUCUUGAAAUCGUCCCCCCAGCCGACUUCCAAAAAGCCCACAAAGCCCACCUCGCCGCCGAAAAAUCCGUAACCCACGCCCUCCAAAACCUAUCCAGCACCCGGCGCUCCCUCCCAGUGACCCAAAUUCCCAAUCCCGAGCGCUUCAAAUUCGACACCCCCACCGGCGAAAAAACCCUCCCCGACCUCUUCGGCCCCCACAAACAACUAAUCAUGUACCAUUUCAUGCUGGGACCGGAGGACGAAAAGGGGUGCGUGGGAUGUUCAUUUUGCAUGGACCAUAUCCCCAACCUGUGGCACUUGGAGAGUCGGGAUACGACGUUUGUGGCGGUUGCUGAGGCCGGGAUUGACAAGAUUGAGGAGUAUAAGAAGCGGAUGGGGUGGGGGUUUCCGUUUUAUAGUUCUGCAAAGACGGUGCGGGCUUGGGGGGUUGCCGAGGGGGAGGGGGAAGUUAUUACGUGGAAGCCGGGCAAUGGGUAUUUUGGGUUGUGUGUGUUUUUGAAGGGGACGGGUGGGGAGGUGUUUCAUACUUAUUCUACGACGGAUCGGGGGAUGGAGAUUCUUUUGGGCACGUAUCAUUUGUUGGAUAUGACGCCUUUGGGGAGGCAGGAGGUCGGCAAUGGGAUGAAUGAUUUUCGGAGGAUUUAUGAGUACUAG
This is a messenger RNA of Aspergillus alliaceus, 918 nucleotides long. RefSeq lists its product as uncharacterized. Lineage: Eukaryota; Fungi; Ascomycota; Eurotiomycetes; Eurotiales; Aspergillaceae. The coding region runs from base 1 to 918 and encodes 305 amino acids. Gene Ontology annotation, biological process: mitochondrial electron transport, ubiquinol to cytochrome c. The transcript is spliced from 5 exons. The record is from RefSeq and is a predicted model, not a curated record.